Messenger RNA from Myotis lucifugus (little brown bat), 1026 nucleotides. RefSeq names its product deleted in malignant brain tumors 1 protein-like. Gene Ontology annotation, cellular component: membrane. The transcript is spliced from 4 exons. The record is from RefSeq and is a predicted model, not a curated record. NCBI's taxonomy places the organism in Eukaryota, Metazoa, Chordata, Mammalia, Chiroptera, Vespertilionidae. The annotation marks the transcript as partial.
GAGCCGAAGCCGGUUUGGCCCUGAGGCUGGUGAACGGAGCUGACCAGUGUCAGGGCCGCGUGGAGGUCCUCUACCAAGGCUCCUGGGGCACCGUGUGUGACGACGGGUGGGACACCAAUGAUGCCAACGUGGUGUGCAAGCAGCUUGGCUGUGGUGAGGCCAGUUCAGCCCCAGGAAGUGCCCAGUUUGGACAGGGCUCAGGCCCGAUCUUGCUGGAUGACGUGGGCUGCUCAGGGAAUGAGUCCAACCUGUGGAGCUGCCCGCACAAUGGCUGGAACUCCCACAACUGCAACCACGGAGAGGACGCUGGCGUCAUCUGCUCAGGAACCAAUGCUGGUUUGGACCUGAGGCUGGUGAAUGGCGGUGACCGGUGUCAGGGCCGCGUGGAGGUCUUCUACAAAGGCUCCUGGGGCACCGUGUGUGACGACAGUUGGGACACCAACGACGCCAACGUGGUGUGCAGGCAGCUGGGCUGUGGCGGGGCCAGGUCGGCCCCAGGAAGUGCCCGGUUCGGACAGGGCUCAGGCCCGAUCGUGCUGGAUGACGUGAGCUGCUCAGGGCAUGAGUCCUACCUGUGGAACUGCCCGAACAGGGGCUGGAACUCGCACAACUGUGGGCACCACGAGGACGCCGGCGUCAUCUGCUCAGCUGCUCAGCCCUGAACAACCUGGCCAGACAAGCAGCUCUGAGGGCAUCGCCUGCCCUGGGACCACCGCCCCACCUGUGUCCUCUGUGUCCGCCGGCUCGUCUUGACCGACCUCCUCUCCGUCCCCACCCGCGGCCACAGCCGGAGCCACCACAGCGCUGCCACCUCGCUGGGUCACACGGGAGCACCCCCCCCUUGGCCCUCAGCCUCUGCCGCUGCAGUGUGACCUCGGAAUGCACAGGGCGGGGCUCCCACCCCAGGGCCCUGGACCCGAGGGGACAGGAAGCAACCGGGUGCCCGAGCCUCGUGCCCACAGACUCCGCCCGCUCUGCCAGGCACCAGGUGGGGGCUGGGGUGGGGGAGGGAAGUCAGGGGCGGGU